This is a messenger RNA of Zeugodacus cucurbitae (melon fly), 1895 nucleotides long. RefSeq names its product 39S ribosomal protein S30, mitochondrial (gene mRpS30). Gene Ontology annotation, molecular function: structural constituent of ribosome. NCBI's taxonomy places the organism in Eukaryota, Metazoa, Arthropoda, Insecta, Diptera, Tephritidae. Gene Ontology annotation, biological process: translation. Bases 107 to 1819 code for a protein of 570 amino acids. The record is from RefSeq and is a predicted model, not a curated record. The transcript is spliced from 3 exons. Gene Ontology annotation, cellular component: mitochondrial large ribosomal subunit; mitochondrion; ribosome.
UAAUUUUCAUCAGCUGUUAUUUCAUAACCUAACCAAUAGUCAUCCUGAAGGAAAAAGUUAGGCUCGUACAAAUUGGUGGUAUUGGAAUAGGAUUUUGUGAAUUAAGAUGUUAAAUUUGGGUGUAAGAAGGGAAACCUGUAGGAAACUGCAGAUACUUUGUACGUCACCGUGCCUUACAUCUCGGGCACAGUCAACAGUAGCAACAACAGCCAAAGCAAGCUAUGCACGCGAUAACACCGAGUAUUCCGAUCAGCCAAUAUAUCCCGAAAUACAAGAUUUAUCAUUUAAGGCACGCAAAGGGCGUGAAACUGAAAGUUGGCAUGAGGAAAUACGAAAAGUACCAACUGUGGAAGAGAAGCUCAUCAAGAUUAACAUGCCUCGUUAUUAUGGAUUCAAGGUGGUAAAUUUGAGUGACUCUAAGAUGCCAUACAAUUGUUUGCCCGCCAUGCAGCACUACACACGCACCAUUUACGAGGAUGUUAAGGUUAAAGAGAAUCCAACACAAGAGAACCCUCAAGCAGACCACAAAAAAUUUGAAACAUACACCGAAACUAUUACAGCAGAUAUCAAAGAAGCGAUUGAAUUUGUACACGAUUAUUUUAAUCACGCAUAUCCAGAUACAACGAAUAUUGAACCACAAGAAAGGGAAAAUAUUUUCGCCCGGCUUAUUGUUGAACAAGUUAACCGGACUUUAAUUAAUGUGUUGUCAAGUGAUUUUCUGCAUGUCCAAGAAACAGAAAUUGAUUACAGUCCAAGACAUGAAGCUUUUUGGUCAGUGGGUGGAAUAAAUCCUCCCAAAAACGUUGUGAAGAGCAAAAGUGGUCGCAAAUGGCAAAAAGAAAUGGCAAACGAUCCUUAUAACCGUCUCAUGCAAUAUUCAGGGAAGCCAUUCCUUGCGCUACGUCAUCGAAACCAACUUACUCCUUGGAAAACAGAAUCGGAAUCAAUAAACGCCGACUUAGCGAAAACUAUACCACGUUUUAACUAUGAUCCACGUACACUGGGAUAUGUCUGUAGCCAUCAACACCUAACAAGUAUUCCAGGCUUCUGGCCUGGCAGCGGAAAUCUUUUUGGAAACAUUUCUUAUCAGUCGCGCGCUUUUCUUCAGAUAAGACCAGACACAUAUGGAGUUGACGAUUUCAAAGAGGCUUUACAUACUCAUGCCAUUCAGAGUAGCUAUGCUUGGUUAUUGGCGCAAGCUAGUUACAACGGUUUCAAUACCUUUAACGAUCUUACCUAUCCGAUGAAUACACAAACCAUUUUGACGAAUGGACGUGAUUGGUCAUUUUACGAAUACCAGUUAAACACAUUGCUUGUGCACUCGCAUCAUGUAGACGAGAAUCCGAAAGUCAAUUUUUGUCGCGGAACUGCCGAGAUGCAACUCUAUGGUGAAAUAAGUGAUUCUGGUCAAGUUGUUGAUUUCAAUGAAGAUGUCCUGCGAUACCUUAUACGCUUCUAUAUAAAUGCACCGCAGAUCCAUAGAGCAGGGAGCGAAUUACACCCCUAUUUGGGAUCAGAUGUCAAGUACAUAGCUGAUUAUGAAAAUGCGGAGCAGCGCGAAUUUUUAGAACGUGUAUUUAAGAAUUUAAUGUCCAAUCGGCCCCGACAUUUAGCUACACCAGAAAUCUAUCUUUGGGAGAAGAUUUAUAAGAUUGAUAACAAAACUAGACAAAUGGAGGCGAAACGUCGCUUCUUUGAGUUGGACAUAAAUCCUUGGGCACGCAGAUUGGAUCAACACCAAAAGGAGUAUAUACCGCGUGCAGUGCGACCAGAGGGCCCUAAGAGUAAAAAGAAGUGGAAGAAUAGUUUUUAUCCCUGAAGUGAGAAUUAGUUGUAUUCGAAAUCAUUGUUGAACAAGUUCUACAAAAACAAUAAAAGUUUUGAAAACAAAAAUA